AUGGGUGGCAAAAUAGUGCAGAGGAGAGAGCACCAGAGAAAGAAAACAAAGAAUGAAAUCAGCUUCUUAAAGGAUGAAAGUUGCAAAGAUUCAUUGCUUGUGAGUAGAGGAGAGGGUUUAUCUCCGAGUCGUGCAAUUAAGAAGAAGGAGAAGAGUGAGGGACGUGCUGUUAAUUCAGAAUGCGGAAAUAAAAGAAAGAAGAAGGCCAAGUUAGUGAAAAAAAAUGGUUCAGAAGAAAAAAGCAGUGACAGAGCAAUCCAAAUUGAAAAAAUGUCGAGACUACUGGAUGAGAUGGUUAAAGAAGGUGCUUUAACUAUAUCAAUGCUCGUGCUUAAGGUGCAGAAGGUCUGUGUGCUGAAUUUACAAAGCACCCUUUGGUUAAACAUUGUUGAAAUAAGAUUGGGGCAACUUGAUGUUGGAGGACUCAUCAGAAAGACCUUGGCAGAUGCCUUGGGCAAACAUAGGUUUCAUGUAAAGGAUACAUCACAUAGAAUAAAACUGCUCAAUACGAAGAAAGGAAAAUGGUCCCAAUAUGAGUACCAGUCUUUAUUUGAUUUAGUGAAUUUGGAUUUGCGCAUGAAAACUUUUGAUGAAAAGAAAACAAAGCAUGGAAUUUUACGAGAUAAUACUAGUUUUACAACAAUUUGUGAGAAGCUGGAAACUAGGACUGAUGCUUUCUGCUGCAAAAAAUGGUGUGACCAAUUAACAUCACCUAUAGUUGCUGAAGGUAAAUGGCUUUAUAGAGAUUACUAUUGGCUGCUGUUGGAGCUCUAUGACUUGGAUGCCUGCUGCAUGAAAGAUGUUGACUGGGACAAUCUUCUAGAGCAUAGGUCUGGACAUCUAUGCAGCGAUGGAACCAAAUGGUCAAACACCUUGGUGGCCAUUGUAAUAAGUCAGUUGCUGACCAGUUGA
Molecule: messenger RNA, 912 nt
Organism: Dovyalis caffra
Lineage: Eukaryota; Viridiplantae; Streptophyta; Magnoliopsida; Malpighiales; Salicaceae
Source: the annotation of a GenBank genome assembly